GUUUUGCCUGUCGCCUGGUCUUUGGGACAGCGUGUCACACAUCAUCUCUAUAGCCUCACCAACUGGGAAACUAACUCACCUGCAAUCCCUCCAACCAAAUAACCCCCCGACGUUUUGACUACUGCCAUCUGACAUGGAGACCCAGCAAAGACACGGACAACACUCACUUUGCCACACCUGCCGGAGAGCGGAGAGCAGCAGAAUGAAGGUCAAAAAGAUGUCUUCGUCCAGUCGUGCGCUGCUGUUUGCACUGGCCCUGACGCUCUACGUUGUGGAAAUGGCCUCGGCAGAGACGCUGUGUGGGGGGGAGCUGGUGGAUGCGCUGCAGUUUGUCUGUGAAGACAGAGGCUUCUAUUUCAGUAGGCCAACCAGCAGGGGUAGCAACCGGCGCCCCCAGAACCGUGGGAUCGUAGAGGAAUGUUGUUUCCGUAGCUGUGACCUCAACCUGCUGGAGCAGUACUGUGCCAAACCCGCCAAGUCCGAAAGGGACGUGUCGGCCACCUCUCUACAGGUCAUACCCGUGAUGCCCGCACUAAAACAGGAAGUCCCAAGGAAGCAGCAUGUGACCGUGAAGUAUUCCAAAUACGAGGUGUGGCAGAGGAAGGCGGCCCAGCGGCUCCGGAGGGGUGUCCCCGCCAUCCUGAGGGCCAAAAAGUUUCGGAGGCAGGCGGAGAAGAUCAAAGCACAGGAGCAGGUUAUCUUCCACAGGCCCCUGAUCAGCCUUCCCAGCAAACUGCCUCCCGUCUUGCUCACCACGGACAACUAUGUCAACCACAAAUGAGCCCGCUGCCAGCCCUUUGCACAGACAAGAGUUUGGAGGGAGAAAAAAAGACUAGGGGAUUAUAGCUUUGUCUCUGACGUCAUUUCUGUGGCAGUCCUCUUUGACCUCCCCUGCCCUGUCCGAGCCCACCAAUCCCUCCCCCUGCUCUCAUCCACUACUUCUUGACCUCCUGGCCCCCUUCUAAUGCCCCCCGUCAAACCCACCCACCCUCCUCCGGCACACAAACAUGCCUUCACAUUCUUCCUGUCUGAAGUCUUUCGCUCCCUCUCUCUUUCAGUCACUGACACAAAAGGCACAAACGCAAAUGACGAACAAAAAGUUAACAAUUUGGCUGAAUGCAAUUCAGGUGGAUCCUUAAGCAAAAGAGAAAAGGGAAGGGAGAAAAGAAGAUGAAAGAGAUCUGCGGUUUGCAAGUGUCAAGAGGACACCCUGCGGAAUGUUUUUUUUUUUUUAAUCCUUGUGGAAGACAACUGAACGUGAAGAACAGCUUGCAUGAAAGAAUCCAUUCCACACCAUUUUUCCUGAGGCAAAAAGAAAAUCUCUGUUAGUUCUUUUUCUUAUUAGUUUGCACCUCUACCUAUAAAGGGACUUCCACACUGUAAGGAAUUAUUUUGUAAAAUUAGAUUCCUGUUCCAGCACCUUUUGAUCACAAACAAAAAGCAGAAAAGAGUCUGCAAAAUUGCACAUUGCCACGGAUUACGUCAAAGUAAAGAAAAAAAUGGCACUAUUUUUUUAUGAACAAUGAACGUGUAGCUUAAAAAAAUGUCAUGGUGCUAGCUUUGGGAAUGGACUCAAAGAAGAGGUUGAAAAGCACGUUUUUUUUCUUUGAAUGAAUAUUAAAACUUUCCGUUUUAAGGAAAGUGUGACUUUAAAAAAAGAGGAAAAUAAAGGAUAUGGGGGAGCUCCUGGCAGUGGCAAUGUCAAGGGGGAAGUGUCACUGAGAAAAAGAUACGGGCUGUGUUUGCUAGGCUCUAGGCUCACAGCGAGUGCUAGCGGCUGCUCAUCACUAGCUUGCCAGCACAAGCGGCAAGGGGGACCUGAGACCCAGUCCCUGCUCCUCCCGUCCCUCUGAGGCUGCCGGACACAGGGAGCAGUGUGGGGACACAUAUGGGACACCGUGGACCGCCUGGAUUAGGACAGUACUACAGUUCUGGGACAGUACUUCCUGUUCGCCAUGGCUUUGCAGACUGCUCUGACAGGAAGUAACAUGGCAUGGACAAAGAGCGAGUGGGAUAAUGAUGAUUAUAUUUUAUUUUGUCUUUUUUCUGUUUUCUUUUCAUAUCAAUGUUUCAAUGAAAAAAAAAAGGAAAACCCCGUCAGUUUCUGGUACCGUGACAUUCCUGUUUUUCCAAGUUAGGCAUUUUUUUUGUUUCCAUGGUUAUUGUUAUGAUGUUAUUUUACAAUUCUAAAGAAAGGCACAAAAUUUCAAUUCAAAGGGAAAAAAACAGCAAUAAUGUCAACUAACAUUUUAUUUUUAUUGUAUAUCAGUAGUAUUCACAUGCUUUUGCCUGAAAACAAAUACUUGAAUAUAUAUAUAUAUACAUCUAUAUAUAUAUAUAUAUAUAUAUAUAUAUAUAAAUAUAAAUAUAAAUAUAGAUAUAUAAUUAGUUUCCAGGGACGUUGUGUUAUUUUCCUUUAGUCUGAGCUGUAUCUUGCGUAAUGAGCCGCCAAGCUUUUUUGUUUGUUUGUUGAAAUACAAAUAAGGGCACUGUAUAAAGGCAUUAUUUAUUUUGUUAUAAAAUAUAUUUGAAAAUUGGUCCAAAUAAUAUACGUAGCACUGAUGCUCAACUGACAGAUUUAUUUUGUAUGAUCUCUGUUUUCCAAUUGGAGUUGUAAGGCUUUUUUGUAGAUGCUUUGUACCAAAAAUAAUGUCUUUUUUUCCUUUUUUUUGUUUGCCAUAGUUACUUUAAAUUAAUAUUUUAACAGCAGCAUAGCCUGGAUUGCUUAGGCAUGUUAUGUCACAGAAAUAGGCACAUACUCUGAAUACGUUGGUCUGCAUGGAUUUCCAGAAGCCUGUCAGGGUUGUCUGUGAAAAGGAAAGCAUCAAUGAGUGACUUUUAUUAUUGGAAAAAAAAACAACUGUUCAACAUUGAUUGUACUCAAACCCACUAUGUUUUUGAAGCCACUUUAGUAUUGAUGGCGGGGGAAAUGAUCAGUCCUUCAUUAAAUCAUGUCUUUGUAAUUGUG
Lates calcarifer (barramundi perch) is the source of this 2968-nucleotide messenger RNA. RefSeq names its product insulin-like growth factor 2b (gene igf2b). NCBI's taxonomy places the organism in Eukaryota, Metazoa, Chordata, Actinopteri, Centropomidae. Gene Ontology annotation, cellular component: extracellular region. Gene Ontology annotation, molecular function: growth factor activity; hormone activity. Bases 134 to 781 code for a protein of 215 amino acids. The transcript is spliced from 4 exons. The record is from RefSeq and is a predicted model, not a curated record.